AUGGACCCGGGGGCGGCUCUCUCUCGGGCCACCUGGGAAACUGCCGUUGCACACCACACCGGCGCGGGCGAGGUGGCGUGCAAGCUCCUGCGCAAGCGCAACAUCAACAGCCGCGACAUGCAGCUGCUGGUCGAGGAGUGCGAGCUGGGGCUGCGGCUCCGCCACCCAAACGUGCUGCUGAUGAUUGGCCUGACGUCGGACCGAGCGAUGAACCACGGCAUCCUCACCGAGCUCCUCGACCUCUCCCUCGCCGAGCUCAUCGAGCGCCGCUCGGCGCCGGCGGCGUCGACAUGGGACUUCCCCUUCGCCUCCAUCUCACUCGACAUCUCGCGCGGUAUGGACUACCUCCAUGAGCACGGCGUGCUGCACCGCGACCUCAAGCCGGGCAACGUGCUGCUCAAGCGGCCGCAGAUGACGGCCAAGGUGGCCGACUUUGGGUCUUCGCGCGACGUCCUGCCCGGGGGCCCGGCCGGCCUCACCGAGGCGACGGCGAUGACGAUGACGAUGGCGGGCACGCCACUCUACAUGGCGCCUGAGGUGAUGCGGCAGGACCGGUACGGCAAGCCGGCCGACGUCUGGUCCUUUGGCGGCGUGCUCGUCCACAUUGCCACCGGGCAGCCGCCGCUCUCUCACUUGCUCGCCGCUCUGACGCCGGUGGCGCUCAUGCACGGCGUCGCCGAGGGCGACUGCUCGCCCACCACGGGCAUCGACGAGCUCGCCACAUGGCCGGACGAGAUCCGCCACUUGGCGGAGGCGUGCUGCUCUCCGCGCCAGCACCUGCGGCCCACGUUUGCGCAGAUCGCCGGGGCCUUGGCUGAAGUCUCUGCUCGCCGGCGAUCCUCGCAAGGCCCCUGCGCAAGGCUGGGCUCUCGGCAGAGCACCGUUGGGUCGGAUCUCUCGAGGAGCGAGCAGGUCGAUGUUGCUCCUCCCAGCUAUGCGGAGACCGGAAGUAGCGCCGAGGGAUCUGCACGUCCCUCUGGGCGACUGUCGGAAAUGGUCGGAAAGUUCGUCGGAAAUUUGUUCAGCUCCAGGGUGUGAUCGAGUUAUGUACGUGCAUGCGC
This is a messenger RNA of Emiliania huxleyi CCMP1516, 1061 nucleotides long. RefSeq lists its product as hypothetical. The record is from RefSeq and is a predicted model, not a curated record. Gene Ontology annotation, molecular function: ATP binding; protein kinase activity. Lineage: Eukaryota; Haptophyta; Isochrysidales; Noelaerhabdaceae. The coding region runs from base 1 to 1038 and encodes 345 amino acids. The transcript is spliced from 9 exons. Gene Ontology annotation, biological process: protein phosphorylation.